Messenger RNA from Talpa occidentalis (Iberian mole), 22875 nucleotides. RefSeq names its product obscurin, cytoskeletal calmodulin and titin-interacting RhoGEF (gene OBSCN). Gene Ontology annotation, molecular function: guanyl-nucleotide exchange factor activity; protein kinase activity; protein binding. Gene Ontology annotation, biological process: protein phosphorylation. Lineage: Eukaryota; Metazoa; Chordata; Mammalia; Eulipotyphla; Talpidae. The record is from RefSeq and is a predicted model, not a curated record.
AUGGCCCAGUCCUCGUUCAGCGGCGCGCCCCGCUUCCUCACGCGGCCCAAGGCCUUCGCGGUGUCGGUGGGCAAGGACGCCACGCUCAGCUGCCAGAUCGUGGGCAACCCCCGGCCGCAGGUGAGCUGGGAGAAGGACCGGCAGCCGGUGGAGGCGGGCGCGCGCUUCCGCCUGGCGCAGGACGGCGACCUCUACCGCCUGACCAUCCUGGACCUGGCGCUGGGCGACAGCGGGCAGUACGUGUGCCGCGCGCGCAACGCCAUCGGCGAGGCCUUCGCGGCCGUGGGGCUGCAGGUGAACGCCGCGGCCGCGUGCGCCGAGCAGGCGCCCCACUUCCUGCUGCGCCCCACGUCCAUCCGCGUGCGCGAGGGCGCCGACGCCACCUUCCGCUGCCGCGUGCGGGGCUCGCCGCCCCUGGCCGUGAGCUGGGCCAAGGACGGGCGGCGCGUGGGGGAGCCCGACGGGCCCCGCGUGCGCGUGGAGGCGAGCGGCGAGGCCAGCGCGCUGCGCAUCCAGGCGGCCCGGCCGCGCGACGGCGGCACCUACACGGUGCGCGCCGAGAACCCGCUGGGCGCCGCCAGCGCCGACGCCGCGCUGACCGUGGACGCCGACGCGGACGCCGACGCGGCCGGCCCGCCCGGGGCCUCCACGGCCGCGCUCCUGGCGCACCUGCAGCGGCGCCGCGAGGCCAUGCGCGCCGCCGACGGCGCCCCGCCCUCGCCGCCCGGCGCGGGCACGCGCACCUGCACGGUGACCGAGGGCAAGCACGCGCGCCUCAGCUGCUUCGUGACCGGGGAGCCCAAGCCGGACACCGUGUGGCAGAAGGACGGCCGGCCGCUGGCCGAGGGCCGGCGCCACCUGCUGUACGAGGACGCGCAGGAGAACUGCGUGCUCAAGAUCCUCUUCUGCAAGCAGGCGGACCGCGGGCUCUACACCUGCGCCGCGUCCAACCUGGUGGGCCGGACCUACAGCUCCGUGCUGCUGGUCGUGCGAGAGCCCGCCGUGCCCUUCCUGCGGCGCCUGCAGGACCUGGAGGUGCGCGAGAAGGAGUCGGCCACGUUCCGCUGCGAGGUGCCGCUGCCCGCCACGGAGGCCGCGUGGUUCAAGGAGGAGACGCGGCUGUGCGCCGGCGCCAAGUACGCCAUCGAGGCGGCGGGCACCGAGCGCCGGCUGACCGUGCGCGACGUGUCGGCGGACGACGACGCCGUGUACAUCUGCGAGACGGCCGAGGGCAGCCGCACGGUGGCCGAGCUGGCGGUGCAGGGCAACCUCACCCGCAAGCUGCCGCGGAGGACCCGGGUGCGCGUGGGGGACACGGCCCUGUUCUGCGUGGAGCUGGCCCAGCCGGAGGGCCCCGUCCGCUGGCUGCGCAACCAGGAGGAGGUGGUGGCCGGGGGUCGCGUGGCCGUCACCGCCCACGGCGCCACCCACACGCUGACCAUCGCCCAGUGCUGCCUGGAGGACAUGGGCGAGGUGGCCUUCGUGGCCGGGGACUGCCGGACCUCCACCCAGUUCUGCGUGUCGGCCCCCAGGAGGCCGCCCCUGCACGCGCCGGAAGCCCCCGUGGUGAAGUCCAGGACUGAGGGUUCCGUGACGCUUGGCUGGUCCCCACCGCCCCCGGGGGACCACGCUGUGGCCAUCGACGGCUACCUGGUGGAGAGGAAGCGGCUGGGCACCUACGCCUGGACCCGGUGCCACGAGGCUGAGUGGGUGGCUGGGCCCGAGCUGACCGUGGCAGGCGUGGCCCAGGAGGGGGACUUCCAGUUCCGGGUGUCUGCCAUGAACAGCUCUGGCCAGAGUCCCUACCUCGAGUUCCCUGGGACUGUCCACCUGGUCCCCCAGCUGGCCGUGAAGACGCCCCUGAAGGCCGUGGAGGCGGUGGAGGGUGGCGAGGUGUCCUUCUCUGUGGACCUCACGCUGGUGUCGGCGGGCCAGUGGCUCCUGGACGGCCAGGUCCUGAUGGCCAGCAGCCUGUACAGCAUCCGCUGCGAGGGCACGCGGCACACGCUGACCAUCCGCCAGGUGCCCGCCAGCCUGCAGGGCGCCGAGCUCAAGUUUGUGGCCAAUGGCGUCCAGAGCAGCAUCCGCCUGGAGGUCCGAGGGGCCCCAGGACAGGCUGCCAAGCAUCCGGCGGCUGCCCAGGAGGUGCUGGCCCGGCUGCACGAGGAGGCACGGUUCCUGGCUGAGCUGUCAGACCAGGCGGCGGCCGUGACGUGGCUGAAGGACGGGCGUGCGCUGACCCCCGGCCCCAAGUACGAGGUGCAGGCCAUGGCAGGGCAGCGGGAGCUGCUGGUGCGGGACGUGGCGCGGGAGGACGCCGGCCUCUACGAGUGUGUCAGUGGCCAGGGCCGCUUCGCCUACCGGCUGUCCGUGCAAGGGGCCACCACCUUUUUGCACAAGGACAAGGCGGGCGGCCGCGUGGAUGCCGUGGUGGGGGGCCCCGUCUGCUUGCAGUGUGAGACCGUGGGGGCCCAGGAGUGCGUGCGCUGGUUCAAGGACGGCCAGGAGCUCAGCCUCCGCGGCCAGCACUUCACCCAGGAGGACGUGGGCACGCAGCACCGGCUGGUAGCCUCCGCGGUCAGCAGGCAGGAUGAGGGCACCUACUCCUGCCGGGUGGGCGACGAUGCAGUGGACUUCCAGCUACGCGUGAGCGAGCCCCCGCUGGUGUUCGCCAAGGAGCAGCCGGCGCGCCAGGAGGUGCGGGCCGAGGUGGGGGCCAGCGCCACGCUGAGCUGCGAGGUGGCCCAGGCGCAGACGGAGGUGGUGUGGUUCAAGGACGGCCAGAGGCUGAGCGGGAGCGCGGCGGUGCGCGUGGAGGCCCAGGGCUGCGCGCGGAGGCUGGUGCUGCGGCAGGCGGGGCCGGCGGACGCCGGGGAGUACAGCUGCGAGGCCGGGGGCCAGCGGGUGACCUUCCGCCUGCAGGUCCCAGAGCCCCCGCUGGUGUUCGCCAAGGAGCAGUCGGCGCGCCAGGAGGUGCGGGCCGAGGCGGGGGCCAGCGCCACGCUGAGCUGCGAGGUGGCCCAGGCGCAGACGGAGGUGGUGUGGUUCAAGGACGGCCAGAGGCUGAGCGGGAGCGCGGCGGUGCGCGUGGAGGCCCAGGGCUGCGCGCGGAGGCUGGUGCUGCGGCAGGCGGGGCCGGCGGACGCCGGGGAGUACAGCUGCGAGGCCAGGGGCCAGCGGGUGACCUUCCGCCUGCAGGUUCCAGAGCCCCCGCUGGUGUUCGCCAAGGAGCAGCCGGCGCGCCAGGAGGUGCGGGCCGAGGAGGGGGCCAGCGCCACGCUGAGCUGCGAGGUGGCCCAGGCGCAGACGGAGGUGGUGUGGUUCAAGGACGGCCAGAGGCUGAGCGGGAGCGCGGCGGUGCGCGUGGAGGCCCAGGGCUGCGCGCGGAGGCUGGUGCUGCGGCAGGCGGGGCCGGCGGACGCCGGGGAGUACAGCUGCGAGGCCGGGGGCCAGCGGGUGACCUUCCGCCUGCAGGUCCCAGAGCCCCUGCUGGUGUUCGCCAAGGAGCAGCCGGCGCGCCAGGAGGUGCGGGCCGAGGUGGGGGCCAGCGCCACGCUGAGCUGCGAGGUGGCCCAGGCGCAGACGGAGGUGGUGUGGUUCAAGGACGGCCAGAGGCUGAGCGGGAGCGCGGCGGUGCGCGUGGAGGCCCAGGGCUGCGUGCGGAGGCUGGUGCUGCGGCAGGCGGGGCCGGCGGACGCCGGGGAGUACAGCUGCGAGGCCGGGGGCCAGCGGGUCACCUUCCGCCUGCAGGUCCCAGAGCCCCCGCUGGUGUUCGCCAAGGAGCAGUCGGCGCGCCAGGAGGUGCGGGCCGAGGCGGGGGCCAGCGCCACGCUGAGCUGCGAGGUGGCCCAGGCGCAGACGGAGGUGGUGUGGUUCAAGGACGGCCAGAGGCUGAGCGGGAGCGCGGCGGUGCGCGUGGAGGCCCAGGGCUGCGCGCGGAGGCUGGUGCUGCGGCAGGCGGGGCCGGCGGACGCCGGGGAGUACAGCUGCGAGGCCGGGGGCCAGCGGGUCACCUUCCGCCUGCAGGUCCCAGAGCCCCCGCUGGUGUUCGCCAAGGAGCAGUCGGCGCGCCAGGAGGUGCGGGCCGAGGCGGGGGCCAGCGCCACGCUGAGCUGCGAGGUGGCCCAGGCGCAGACGGAGGUGGUGUGGUUCAAGGACGGCCAGAGGCUGAGCGGGAGCGCGGCGGUGCGCGUGGAGGCCCAGGGCUGCGCGCGGAGGCUGGUGCUGCGGCAGGCGGGGCCGGCGGACGCCGGGGAGUACAGCUGCGAGGCCGGGGGCCAGCGGGUCACCUUCUGCCUGCAGGUUGCAGAGCCCCCGCUGGUGUUUGCCGAGGAGCAGCCGGCGCGCCAGGAGGUGCGGGUCAAGGCGGGGGCCAGCGCCACGCUGAGCUGCGAGGUGGCCCAGGCGCAGACGGAGGUGGUGUGGUUCAAGGACGGCCAGAGGCUGAGCGGGAGCGCGGCGGUGCGCGUGGAGGCCCAGGGCUGCGCGCGGAGGCUGGUGCUGCGGCAGGCGGGGCCGGCGGAUGCCGGGGAGUACAGCUGCGAGGCCGGGGGCCAGCGGGUCACCUUCCGCCUGCAGGUCCCAGAGCCCCCGCUGGUGUUCGCCAAGGAGCAGCCGGCGCGCCAGGAGGUGCGGGCCGAGGAGGGGGCCAGCGCCACGCUGAGCUGCGAGGUGGCCCAGGCGCAGACGGAGGUGGUGUGGUUCAAGGACGGCCAGAGGCUGAGCGGGAGCGCGGCGGUGCGCGUGGAGGCCCAGGGCUGCGCGCGGAGGCUGGUGCUGCGGCAGGCGGGGCCGGCGGAUGCCGGGGAGUACAGCUGCGAGGCCGGGGGCCAGCGGGUGACCUUCUGCCUGCAGGUCCCAGAGCCUCUGCUGGUGUUCUCCAAGGAUCAGCUGGCAUUCGAGGAGGUGCGGGCCGAGGCGGGGGCCAGCGCCACGCUGAGCUGCGAGGUGGCCCAGGCGCAGACGGAGGUGGUGUGGUUCAAGGACGGCCAGAGGCUGAGUGGGAGCACGGCGGUGCGCGUGGAGGCCCAGGGCUGCGCGCGGAGGCUGGUGCUGCGGCAGGCGGGGCCGGCGGACGCCGGGGAGUACAGCUGCGAGGCCGGGGGCCAGCGGGUCACCUUCCGCCUGCAGGUUCCAGCGCCGGCGCCCGAGCCCGCCGUCCCGGAGCGGGGCGGCCGCAGGGAGCCGCUGGUGGUCAGGGAGCACGAGGACAUCGUGCUGACCGCCACGCUGGCCGCCCCCGGCGCGGCCGCGGCGACCUGGCUGAAGGACGGGGUGGAGCUGCGCCGCGGCGGGCGGCUCGAGGCGGCCAGCGCGGGGGACACGCACACGCUGACGGUGCGCGGCGCGCGGCCGGGGGACAGCGCGGUGUACACGUGCCGCGCGGGCGCCGCGGGCCGCGACUUCGCGGUGCAGGUGGAAGAGGUGCCCGCGCGCUUCUGCCGGCCGCUGGCGCCCGCGAGCGGCGAGCUGGGCGGCGCGCUGACCCUGACCUGCGAGCUGAGCGCCGCGCCGGCCGCCGUGGUGUGGCGCCGCGGGGACGCCGAGCUGCGCGCGGGCAAGCGCUUCCGGAUGGCGGCCGAGGGCGCGCGGCGCUCGCUCACCGUGUCGGGCCUGCGCGCCGAGGACGCGGGCGAGUACACGUGUGAGAGCCGCGACGACCGCACGAGCGCGCGCGUCACCGUGCGGGUGCCCCGCCAGGUCAAGUUCACGUCCGGGCUGAGUGCCGUGGCGACUGAGGAGGGCCGGGAGGCCACCUUCCAGUGCGUGGUGUCCCCUGGCGACGCGCUGGUCACUUGGUUCCGGGACGGCGCCCUGCUGCAGCCCAGCCAGAAGUUUGUCAUCACACAGAGCGGUGCCAGCCACAGCCUGGUCAUCUCCAACCUGGCCCUGGAUGACGCGGGCCAGAUCACCGCUGAGGCCGAGGGGGUCCAGUCCUCCGCAGCCCUCCGCGUCCGAGAGGCACCGGUGCUGUUCAAGAAGAAGCUGGAGCCGCAGACAGUGGAGGAGCGGAGCUCAGUGACCAUGGAGGUGGAGCUGACGCGGCCGUGGCCGGAGGUCAAGUGGACCCGCAACGCCACGGCCCUGGUGCAGGGUGGGAACGUGGAGAUCCACGCCGAGCAUGUGAGCCACCGCUUGGUCCUCCGCAGCGUGGGUUUCGAAGACCGUGGCUUCUAUGGCUGUGAGACGCCAGACGACAAGACGCAGGCCAAACUCUCGGUGGAAAGGCUUCAGGUGCGCGUGGUGCGGGGCCUGCAGGCACUGGAGGUGCAGGAGCAGGGCACGGCUACCCUGGAGGUGCAGCUGUCGCACGCCGACGUGGAGGGCAGCUGGACGCGUGACGGCCUGCGGCUGCAGCCAGGGCCCACGUGCCGCCUGGACGUGUGUGGCCCCACUCACACGCUCACGCUCUCAGAGCUGCGGCCGCAGGACGGGGGCCUUGUGGCUUUCAAGGCCGAGGGCGUGCACACGACGGCGCGGCUGGUGGUGACUGAGCUGCCUGUGAGGUUCAGCCGCCAGUUGCAGGAUGUGGUGGCCACGGAGAAGGACAAGGUGACCCUGGAGUGUGAGCUCUCACGCCCCAAUGUGGACGUGCGCUGGCUGAAGGACGGUGUGGAGCUACGGGCGGGCAAGACGGUGGGCAUGGUGGCCCAGGGCACCUGUCGGAGCCUCAUCAUUUACCGCUGUGAGCGUGAGGACCAGGGCGUGUACGUGUGCGAUGCGCAGGACGCACAGAGCUCGGCCUCUGUGAAGGUGCAAGGAAGGACAUUCACGCUCAUCUACCGGAGGGUCCUGGCAGAAGACGCCGGGGAAAUCAAGUUUGUGGUGGAAAAUGCAGAAUCACGAGCGCAGCUGCGUGUGAAGGAGCUGCCGGUGACGGUGCUGCGCCCGCUGCGCGACAAGAUCGCCAUGGAGCGGCGGCGCGGCGUGCUGGAGUGCCAGGUGUCGCGCGCCAGCGCGCAGGUGCGCUGGUUCAAAGGCGGCGCCGAGCUGCGGCCCGGGCCCAAGUACGAGGUGGUGAGCGAGGGCCUCUACCGCAAGCUGGUCAUCCACGACGUGCAGCCCGAGGACGAGGACACCUACACCUGCGACGCCGGAGACGCGAAGACCAGCGCCCAGUUCUUCGUGGAAGAGCAAUCCAUCGCCAUCGUGCGGGGCCUGCAGGACGUGACGGUCAUGGAGCCCGCCCCGGCCUGGUUCGAGUGUGAGACCUCCAUCCCCUCGGUGCGGCCGCCCAAGUGGCUCCUGGGGAAGACGGUGCUGCGGGCGGGGGCGGACGUGGCCAUGGAGCAGCAGGGAACCGUGCACCGUCUGGCGCUGCUGCGCACCUGCUCCACCAUGACGGGCCCCGUGCACUUCACCAUCGGCAAGUCCCGCUCCAGCGCCCACCUGGUGGUCUCAGACGUCCCAGUGGUGCUCACACGGCCGCUGGAGCCCAAGGCCGGGCGCGAGCAGCAGUCGGUGGUCCUGUCCUGCGACUUCAAGCCACCCCCCAAGGCCGUGCAGUGGUACAAGGAUGACACGCCCCUGGCAGCCUCCGCGAAGUUCAAGAUGCGUCUGGAGGGCCACAUGGCGGAGCUGCGGGUGCUGCAGCUCACGCCCGCUGAUGCCGGCGUCUAUCGGUGCCAGGCAGGCAGCGCCCAGAGCAGUGCCGAGGUCACCGUGGAAGUGCGCGCGGUGGCUGUGACACGACCGCUGCAGGACGCUGAGGUCACGGAGGGGGCCCGCGCCUGCUUCUCGUGCGAGCUGUCCCACGACGACGAGGAGGUGGAGUGGACGCUCAACGGGACGCCCCUGUACAACGACAGCUUCCACGAGAUCGCCCACGAGGGCUGCCGCCACACGCUGGUGCUAAAGCGGGCGCGCCGCCAGGACACGGGCACGGUGCGCGCUGCCUCCCGCAAGGUGUCAGCUUCUGCCCGCCUCGUGGUCCAAGAGAAGCCAGUGGUGUUCCUGAAGGCGCUGGAGGAUGUGUCAGCGGAGGCGGGGGGCACGCUGGCGCUGAAGUGCGAGGUCUCGGACCCCGAGGCCCGCGCGGUGUGGCGCAAGGACGGCGUGGAGCUGGGCCCGGGGGACAAGUACGACUUGCAGCACAGCGCGGGCACGCGGGGGCUCGUGGUGCACGACCUGGCCCGGGACGACGCUGGUCUCUACACCUGCGACGUGGGCGCCGCCCAGACCCAGGCGCGGGUCCGCGUGCUCGACCUGCACGUGGGCAUCACCAAGAGACUGAAGACAGCAGAGGUGCUGGAGGGAGAGGGCUGCAGCUUCGAGUGUGUCUUGUCUCACGAGAACACCAGCGACGCGGCCGUGUGGACCCUGGGAGGCCAGCCCGUGGGCAGCUCAGGCCGCUUCCAGGCCACGCGCCAGGGCCGCAAGUACACCCUGGCCAUCCGGGAGGCCGCGCCCAGUGACGCGGGGGAGGUGGUCUUCUCGCUGCGGGACCUCUCCUCCAAGGCCUCGCUCAUCGUCAGAGAGAGGGCCGGCUUCUCCAGGCCCCUGGAGGACCAGCAGGCCGCGCCGGGGGAGGACGUGCGGCUGAGCUGUGAGGUGUCACGGGCGGGCGCCGUGGUGCGCUGGCUGCGGGAUGGGAAGCCCCUCCGGCAGGGCCACAAGUUCCAGGUGCUCACCGAGGGCACGCGCGCCGUGCUGGUGGUGCGGGCUGCCGCGCCUGAGGACGCGGGCGAGUACACGUGUGAGGCCGAGGGCGCCCGCACCUCCGCCAGCCUCCGUGUGGAGGAAAAGGCAAACGGGUUCACGGAGGAGCUGAGCAACCUGCAGCUGGAGGAGCAGGGCACCGCCGUGCUCCAGUGCCGGACGGCGCGGCCCGCGGCCAGCGUGACCUGGCGCAAGGACCAGGUGGAGCUGCGCCCCUCGGGGCGGCUCGUGCCCAGCCGGGAUGGCCUGACCCUGCGGCUCACCAUCAGCGGCCUGGGGAAGGCGGACAGUGGCACCUACACCUGCGACAUCGGCCAGGCCUGCUCCCAGGCCCAGCUCCUCGUGCUCGGCCGGCAGGUGCUCAUCUCGGAGGGCCUGGAGGCCGUGGAGGUGCAGGAGGGCUCCUCCGCCUCCUUCCGCUGCCGUAUCACCCCUGCUGACUUCGGGCCUGUCCACUGGUUCUUGGACAAGACCCCACUGCACCCCAGCGAGCUCAGCGAGAUCGAGGUCCAGCCAGGGGGCUACCACGUGCUGACCCUGCGGCAGCUGGCGCUCAAGGACUCAGGCACUGUCCACUUCGAGGCGGGCGAGCAGCGGACCUCAGCCGCCCUGCGGGUCACAGAGCGGCCCAGCGUCUUCUCCCAGGAGCUCACAGACACCACCGUCACGGAGGGCGAGGACCUGAUCCUGGCCUGCGAGACCACUGCUCCUGACAGCCCGGUGCGCUGGACCAAGGAUGGAAAGGCCCUGCGGCCAUCGGCCCGGUGCCAGCUCAGCCACGAGGACAGCCAGGCCCGGCUGGUCAUUGCUGGCGUCACCCCGCAGGACGGCGGCCGCUACAAGUGCGAGGCCGCGGGCAGCAGCAGCAGCGCCAUCGUCAGGGUCCAGGCUCGGCCGGUGCAGUUCCGCGAGGGCCUGAGGAACAUGGAGGUGCAGGCGGGCGGGGCGGCCACCCUGCGCUGCGUGCUGUCUGCUGUGGCCGCCCCGGUGGAAUGGCGCCGGGGAGACCAGGUCCUGCGGCCCGGGCCCAAGUACAGCCUGCGGCAGGAGGGCGCCGUGCUGGAGCUGGUGGUGCGGGACCUGCAGCCCCAGGACAGCGGGCAGUACGCCUGCUGCUUCGGGGACCAGGUGACCCUGGCCACGCUCACCGUGAGGGCCCCGCCCACCAAGUUCACGAAGGGUCUGAAGAACGAGGAGGCCCCGGUGGGGGCCACGGCCACGCUGCGCUGCGAGCUGAGCCAGGCGGCCCCCGUGGAGUGGAGGAGGGGGCCCGAGGCCCUCCACACCGCGGGCAGGGUCAGCCUGAGGCAGGACGGGGCCGUGUGUGAGCUGCAGAUCCGGGACCUGGCGGCGGGGGACGCCGGGGAGUACACGUGUGUGUGCGGGCCUGAGAGCACCUCGGCCACGUUGACCGUCAGGGCCGCGCAGGUGGGCUUCAGGGAGCCGCUGCGGAGCCUGCAGGCCGAGGAGGGCUCCUCCGCCCGCCUGCGCUGUGAGCUGGCCCGGCCCGGGGACGCCGUGGUCUGGAGCAAGGGGGGCCUGGAACUGCAGGCCGACGAGCGCCGGGAGAUGCUGCGCCGGGGCCCCACGGCCGAGCUGCUGCUGCGGGACCUGCGGCGGGAGGACGCCGGGGAGUACAUCUGCGCCUGCGGGUCCCAGGCCACCAGCGCCACCCUCACCGUCACAGCCGUGCCAGUGCGCUUUCUGCGGGAGCUGCAGGCCCAGGAGGUGGACGAGGGGGCCACGGCGCACCUGUGCUGUGAGCUGAGCCGGCCGGGGGCCCCUGUGGAGUGGAGGAGGGGCGCCCUGCAGCUCUUCCCUUGCGCCAAGUACCAGAUGCUGCAAGAGGGCGCGGCCGCCCGGCUGCUGGUGCGCGGCGUGGAGCAGGAGGACGCCGGCCACUACACCUGCGACACUGGCCAUGCGCAGAGCACGGCCGUCCUGUCUGUCCGCGCCCCCAGGCCGGCGUUCAGGACGGAGCUGCAGGGCGCGGAGCAGGAGGCGGGCGGCCUGGCGCGGCUGUGCUGUGUGCUGGGCGAGGCGGAGACCCCGGGGCCCGUGCGCUGGUUCAAGGAGGGCGCUGAGCUGCCCGCCGGCCCCAAGUACGAGAUGCGGCGCCAGGGGGCCGCGUGUGAGCUGCUGGUCCACGGGCUGGAGCCCAAGGACACUGGCGAGUACACCUGUGUGGUGGGCGCCCAGAAGACCUCGGCCUCCCUCACCGUCCGAGAACCCGAGCUGACCAUCGUGCGGGGGCUGGCAGACACCGAGGCGCAGGCUGAUGGGGACGUGGAGUUCAGCUGUGAGCUGUCGCGGGCUGGGGCUGUGGGCGCGGAGUGGCGCCUGCAGGGGCUGCCGCUGCAGACCAACGAGGUGACCGAGGUGGCCGUGCGGGGGGGCCGCACCCACACGCUACGGCUCAAGGGUGUGACGCCCGAGGACGCGGGCACCGUGUCCUUCCACGUGGGCGCCCUCACGUCCUCUGCCCAGCUCAUCGUCCAAGUCCCCGAGGUGACCAUCCUGGAGCCCCUGCAGGACUUGCAGCUCAGCGAGGGCCAGGACGCCCACUUCCAGUGCCGGCUGUCGAGGGCCGCGGGCCAGGAGGCCCGCUGGACGCUGGCAGGGGUGCCCCUGCAGGCCAACGAGAUGAAUGACCUCACUGUGCAGCAGGGCACGCUGCACUCGCUCACCCUGCGCAAGGUCACCCUCGAGGAUGCCGGGACUGUCAGCUUCCAGGUGGGCUCGUGCAGCUCGGAGGCCCAGCUGAAGGUCACAGCCAAGAACUCGCUGGUGCGUGGCCUGGAGGACGCGGAGGUGCCCGAGGGCGGGGAGGCGCUGUUUGAGUGCCAGCUGGCGCAGCCCGAGGUGGCCGCCCACACCUGGCUGCGCGGCGACCAGCCGGUGCGCACCUCCGAGGACGCCGAGGUGGUCUACUUCGAGGGCGGCCUGCGCCACGUGCUGCUGCUCCGGAACCUGCGGCCCCGGGACAGCUGCCGGGUGACCUUCGUGGCGGGCGACCUGUCGACAUCGGCGGCCCUCACCGUGCGAGGCUGGCGGCUGGAGGUGCUGGAGCCCCCGCGGGACGCGGCCGUGCCCGCCGGCGGCCAGGCCCGCUUCAGCUGCCGCCUGAGCGAGGCGGUGCCGGCGGGCGAGGCGAGCUGGUACGUCAACGGCGCCGCGGUGCAGCCCGACGACCCCGCCUGGACGGCCACCGCGGACGGCUGUUGCCACGCCCUGGAGCUGCGCGCCGCCCAGCCGCGCCACGCGGGCGAGGUCACCUUCGCUGCCCGCGAGGCCGUCGUGUCCGCGCGCCUCCGCGUGCUGGGGGGCCUCCCUGACCCCCCGGAGGACGCAGAGGUGGUGGGUCGCAGCGACCGCGCCGUGACGCUGUCCUGGGUGGCCCCUGCCAGCGACGGCGGCGGGGGUCUCUGUGGCUACCGGGUGGAGGUGAAGGCGGCGGCCACUGGCGAGUGGCGACUGUGCCAUGAGCUUGUCCCGGGGCCUGAAUGCGUGGUGGACGGACUGGCCCCUGGGGAGACCUACCGCUUCCGCGUGGCGGCCGUGGGCCCUGCGGGCGCUGGGGAGCCGGUGCACCUGCCCCAGACGGUGAGGCUCGCAGAGCCGCUGGAGUCCACAUCUGCACCCCCUGCCCCCGAGUGCCGGCAGGUGGCCAUGGGCCAGGAGCUGCGUCUGGAGUGCGAGGUGGCCGAGACCGGCGAGGUCACCUGGCUGAAGGGGACGGAGCGCAUCCAGCCUGGCGACCGUGUCCAGAUGCUCUGCCAGGGUGGGCGGCAGACGCUGGUGGUCCGGGACUUCACGGCAGAGGACCAGGGCGAGUACUGCUGCAGCCCCACCCAGGGCGCGGCCCCUGCCUCCUUCCAGGUGGUGCUGACAGACGGGCCUGGGGCUGAGGCCCCGGCUCAGCCCAGCCUGCCCCCAGAGGCGGCCCAGGAGGGCGACCUGCACCUGCUGUGGGAGGCCCUGGCCCGGAAGCGGCGCAUGAGCCGCGAGCCCACGCUGGACUCCAUCAGCGAGCUGCCCGAGGAGGACGGGCGGCUCCCGCGGCCGCAGCAGGAGGCCGAGGAGGCCGCCCCCUACCUCUCCGAGGACUACUCCACGGCCGACGAGCUGGCGCGCACAGGCGAGGCCGACCUCUCCCACACCAGCUCUGACGACGAGUCCCGGGCGGGCACUCCAGCCCUCGUCACCUACCUCAAGAAGGCCGGUGUGCCGGGCGUCCCUCCCCUGCUCAGCGAGGUCGGGGUCCCGCCCGCCCCUGCGGGGGAGCUGCGGAAGCCGCAGGCCCAGCUGGCGGCAGCGUCCACAGCGCCAGAAGAGCUGAGCGCUGAGGACCUGGGCGGCCCGGUCAUGGACCAGGCGGCUGUGAAGAUCCAGGCUGCCUUCAAGGGCUACAAGGUCCGGAAGGAGAUAAAGCAGCAGGAGGGGCCUGUGUUCUCCCGCACGUUUGGGGACACGGAGGUGCGGGUGGGGGAUGCCCUGCGCCUGGAGUGUGUGGUGUCCAGCAAGGCGGACGUGCGGGCCUGCUGGCUGAAGGACGGCGUGGAGCUCGUGGACGGCAGGCACCACCACAUGGACCAGCAGGGCGACGGCACCUGCUCUCUGCUGGUGCCCGGGCUGGGCCGGGCCGACGCCGGCCGCUACACCUGCCGGGUCACCAGUAAGUUCGGCAGCGCGGCCCACAGCGCCCGCGUGGCGGUCGGCGGGCCGGACAGCGAGGCCGAGAGCUUCGGGGGCGAGCUGGACGACCCCUUCCACCGCGCGCGGCGGCUGCACCGCCUGUUCCGCGCCAAGCGCGCGUCGGAGGUGUCGGACGAGGAGCUGUUCCUGAGCGCGGACGAGGGCCCCGCGCCGCCCGCCGACGGGCGCACCUACCGCGAGGACGCGCGCUCCGCCAGCCUCCGCUUCGAGGCGCCGGCCGAGGCCCGGCGGGCGGCCGCGCGCUUCCGGGAGCUGUUCGGCGCGCUGGGCAUCGCGGUGGACAUCGCGCUCGCGGAGCCGGGGCCGCGGGGCGUGGAGCUGCGCGUGCGCCAGGUCGCCGCGCCCCCCGCGCCCCCCGCGCCCCCCCGCCCGCCGAGGCCGCCGAGGCCGGUGAGUGCGCGCGCCCCGGUGUUCGUGGCGCAGCUGCGCGACCAGGAGGUGCUGGACGGCUACCCCGCGAGCUUCGACUGCGCCGUGGCCGGGCGGCCGGCGCCCAGCGUGCGCUGGCUCAAGGACGGGCGGCUGCUGGAGGAGGACGCGCGCCACCUGAUCACCGACGACGGGCGCGGCGGCCACCAGCUCAUCCCCGCCGUGGUGCCGGCGGACACGGGCGUGUACCGCUGCCUGGCGGAGAAAAGCGUGGGCGUGUCCUCCACCAAGGCCGAGCUGCGCGUGGACCUGACCAGCACCGACUACGACACUGCAGCCGAUGCCACCGAGACCUCGUCUUACUUCAGUGCUCAAGGCUACCUGUCCAGCAGGGAGCAGGAGGGCACGGAGUCCCCCUUCGAGGAGGGCCAGCUGCCGCAGGUGGUGGAGGAGCUCAGGGAUGUUCAGGUGGCCCCGGGCACACACCUGGCCAAGCUCCAGCUCAAGGUGAAAGGUUAUCCGGCACCCCGCCUGUACUGGUUCAAAGACGGGCAGCCUCUGGCUGCAUCUGCCCGCGUCCGCAUGACUGACCGCAGGACGGUGCACACCCUGGAGAUCCUCUCGGUCACCCGUGAGGACAGUGGCCAGUACUCGGCCUACAUCAGCAACACGCUGGGUGCUGCCUACUCGUGCGCUCGCCUGCUGGUCCGAGACCCCAGUGACCCGGAGGAGAAGCCUGCACCAGAGGCACACCAGCAGCUGGUGCCCCCCCGGAUCCUGGAGAGGUUCUCCCCCAAGAAGGUGAAGAAGGGCUCCAGCAUCACCUUCUCGGUGAAGGUGGAAGGGAGCCCGGUGCCCGUGGUGCACUGGCUGCGGGAGGAGGCAGGCCGCGGUGUGCUGUGGAUCGGCCGCGACACGCCCGGCUACACCUUGGCCAGCUCCGCGCAGCAGCACAGCCUGGUCCUGCUGGACGUGGGCCGCGAGCACCAGGGCACCUACAUCUGCGUCGCCUCCAACGCCGCGGGGCAGGCCCUGUGCUCCGCCAGCCUGCGCGUCUCCGGCCUGCCCAAGGAGGCCGGUGCCGUGGAGGAGCAGGCAGGGGUCAAGGCGGCCCUCAUCUCCACCUUCCUGCAGGGCGCCCAGGCCGUGUCCUCCCAGAUGUCGGGCUUCGCUGACCUCGCUGGCCAAGGUAGGCGGGCGGCGGAGCCGCUGGCAGGGGCGGCCCGCGGGCCCCGGUCCCUGGCUGAGGUGGGCACGGAGGAGUUCCUGCAGAAGCUCACCUCCCAGAUCACGGAGAUGGUGUCAGCCAAGAUCACGCAGGCCCAGCUGCAGGUGCCAGGAGGGGACAGCGACGAGGAGUCCAAGACGCCCUCUGCGUCCCCCCGGCACGGCCGCUCACGCCCCUCCUCCAGCGUCCAGGAGUCGUCCUCGGAGUCGGAGGACGGGGACUCGCGGGGCGAGAUCUUUGACAUCUACGUGGCCACGGCGGACUACCAGCCCCUGGGGGCCGAGCAGGACGCCAUCGCGCUGCGGGAGGGCCAGUACGUGGAGGUGCUGGACGCUGCCCACCCGCUGCGCUGGCUUGUGCGCACCAAGCCCACCAAAUCCAGCCCCUCCCGGCAGGGCUGGGUGUCCCCCGCCUACCUGGACCGGCGUCUCAAGCUGUCGCCCGAGUGGGGCCCUACGGAGGCCCCCGAGUUCCCUGGGGAGGCCGUGUCUGAGGACGAGUACAAGACGCGGCUGAGCGCCACCAUCCAGGAGCUGCUGCGCUCGGAGCAAGCCUUCGUGGACAAGCUGCAGUUCCUGGAGAGCCACCACCUGCGGCACCUGGACCGCAGCCCCCGGGCGCCUGCCGCCGUGGCCAGCCAGAGGGCCGUCAUCUUCCGCAAUGUGCAGGACAUCAGCCGCUUCCACGGCAGCUUCCUGCGGGAGCUGCAGGCCUGCAAGUCCGACGACGACGUGGCCAUGUGCUUCAUCAAGAACCGGGAGGCCUUCGAGAAGCACCUGGAGUUCCUGGUGGGCCACGUGCAGGCCGAGUCGGUGGUGGUCAGCACGCCGGUGCAGGAGUUCUACAAGAGGUACAGCGAGGAGGUGCUGGCGGCCGAGGACCCCGCGCAGCCGCCCCCGCCGCCCCUGCAGCACUUCCUGGAGCAGCCGGUGGAGCGCGUGCAGCAGUACCAGACGCUGCUCAAGGACCUGAUCCGCAACAAGGCGCGCGGCGGGCGCACGUGCGCGCUGCUGGAGCAGGCCUACGCCGUGGUGUCCGCGCUGCCCCGGCGCGCCGAGGACCGGCUGCACGUGUCGCUCAUGGAGAACUACCCGGGCAGCCUGGAGGCCCUGGGCGAGCCCGUCCGCCAGGGCCACUUCAUCGUGUGGGAGGGCGCGCCGGGCGCGCGCAUGCCCUGGAAGGGCCACCACCGGCACGUCUUCCUGUUCCCGCACCACCUGGUGGUCUGCAAGCCGCGGCGGGACCCGCGCACCGACACCUUCAGCUACGUCUUCCGCGGCAUGAUGAAGCUGAGCAGCGUGGACCUCAACGAGCAGGUGGAGGGGGACGAGCGCGCUUUCGAGGUGUGGCACGAGCGGGAGGGCUCCGUGCGCAAGUUCCUGCUGCAGGCGCGCACGGCCACCACCAAGAACGCCUGGGUCAGGGACAUCCGCAGCAUCCAGCAGCGCCUGGCCCUGCCCGUCUGGCGGCCUCCGGACUUUGAGGAGGAGCUGGCCGACUGCACCACCACACUGGGCGAGACGGUCAAGCUGGCCUGCCGUGUGACUGGCACCCCCACCCCCGUCGUGAGCUGGUACAAAGACGGGAAGCCAGUGGAGGUGGACCCGCACCACAUCCUCAUCGGGGACCCGGACGGCUCGUGCACACUCAUCCUGGACAACCUGACAGGCGCCGACUCCGGCCAGUACAUGUGCUUCGCGGCCAGCGCCGCUGGCAAUGCCAGCACUCUGGGGAGGAUCCUGGUGCAGGUGCCCCCGAGGUUCGUGAACAAGGUGCAGGCUGCGCCCUUCGCUGAGGGAGAGGACGCCCGGGUCACCUGCUCCGUGGAAGGCUUCCCGUGGCCUCAGAUCAGAUGGUACAAGGACGGGGCCGCGCUGACACCCGGUGGCAAGUACCGGACCCUGAGCGAGGCCCGCGCCGGCCGACUGGUGCUGGAGAUCCGGGCAGCCAGCAAGGAGGACCUCGGUCACUAUGAGUGUGAGCUGGUGAACCGGCUGGGCACGGCACGAGCCGGCGCCGACCUGUACAUGCAGAGCCCCGUGCCGCGGGCCCAAGACCAGCGCCGUCAGGAGCAGGUGGCCGCUGUGGAAGUCACUGAGCAGGAGACUAGAGCCCCCAAGAAAACCGUCAUCAUAGAGGAGACCAUCACCACCGUGGUGAAGAGCCCCCGCGGCCGCCGCCGGUCACCCAGCAAGUCGCCCUCCCGCCGCCCGGCCAGCCCACCCAGGCCGGCCCCCGGGCCGCCAGACGCAGCAGGGGCUGGCCAGCCCCGCCGGCCCGCCGUGCCUGCCCUGUAUGUGACGGAGGCGCGGCCCGGGGGCGCGGGGCCCCAGUGGCUGGAGGUGGAGGAGACCGUGGAGGUCCGGGUGAAGAAGGCCGGCCCGGGGGGCGUGGCGCCCAGCAGGGAGGCCCCGGCCAGCUCGGCUGCGCUGCUCUGCACGCCGCCCGGCGGGAGCCCCGGAGGGGGCCCCAAUGCCAACAACUCCAACAACACGUGGCUGGCCCUCGAGACCCAGGACCCCCACGAGGCCGCCACGCCGCCCCCUCCCUGGGCGGCUGAAGAGGACCUGUCCCUGGAGGGGCCCCAAGGACCUGAGGGCCGGCGGGAUGGUGACCCCACGGUCCCCGUGCUCGGCAGCGGCCGGGUGCUGACGCUGGCUGACCUGCAGGACUGUGAGCCCCCGCAGGGGGAGGCCUCUGGCAGCCCCGACGAGCCCCCCUGCGAGGUGGCCGUGCUGCAGAGGGACAUCAGGGAGCUCGCUGCGGCCCAGGCUGUGGGCGCUGCCCCCUGGAAGCCCUCCCUCCACACCCACGUCCAGCGUUCUGCGGACAGUGGCCAGAGCAGCUUUAAGACGGAGGUGUCCACCCAGAUGGUCAGCUUUGGGACAGUGGACACUGCUGUCCCGACCAUUGCUGCCCAGGAGCCGGCGUCCCAGGAGAUCCCAGAGCCGCUGGUGGGUCCCGAGGCUGUAGGAUCCGCCGCAGCAGACAGCGCCGGCCUGGGGGGACUGCCUGGGCCGCAGGAGGCCAGUUCCAGGCCGCCCGGCACGGAGGCUGCGGAUGCCACAGGCCACGGGCCCCCAGCUGCCGAGUCCCACCGGGAAGGGCCGCAACUGCUUGUGGAAGAGGGUCAGGGGCCGGACUUGGGUCCAGAGCCUCAGGGACGGACGGUGCCCAUCAGGAUGGAGGGUGCGGCCUGGCCGGGGGCAGCGGAGCCGCGCUGGGACGUCCACACCCACGUGUACACGGAGACCACGCUCAGGACAUACGUGUGCCAGGCCGGCGCCACGGGAGCCGUCAGGCCCCCGUCCAUGCAGGUCACCAUAGAGGAUGUCCAGGCACAGAGGGGCGGCAAGGCGCACUUUCAGGCGGUCAUCGAGGGCAACCCCCAGCCCACGGUCACCUGGUACAAGGGCAGCGCCCAGCUCGCUGAGGGCCCGCGGCUCAGCCAGCUGCGGGAAGGAAGCACCUACUCCCUGGUGCUCAGCGAGGUGGACCUGCAGGACGCGGGCGUCUACACCUGCCUGGCCAGCAAUGCGGGGGGCCAGGUGCUGUGCAAGGCGGAGCUGCAGGUCCUCGGGGGUGAGUCUGCCCCGAUGGACUUGGAAGAGCCGAGCACUCGGCGGAAGCUGCAGUCCUUCUACGACGUCAAGGAGGAGAUCGGAAGGGGCGUGUUCAGCUUUGUGAAGCGGGUGCAGCACAAGGGGAACCAGGUGUGCUGCGCGGCCAAGUUCAUCCCCCUGCGGAGCCGGACGCGCGCCCAGGCCUACCGGGAGCGGGACGUGCUGGCCGGGCUGAGCCACCCACUGCUCACCGGGCUGCUUGACCAGUUCGAGACCCGCAAGACCCUAAUCCUCGUCCUGGAGCUGUGCUCCUCGGAGGAGCUGCUGGACCGGCUGUUCAAGAAGAGCGUGGUGACCGAGGCGGAGGUCAAGGUCUACAUCCAGCAGCUGGCCGAGGGCCUGCACUACCUGCACGGCCAGCGUGUGCUCCACCUGGACAUAAAGCCCCCCAACAUCCUGAUGGUGCACCCUGCUAGAGAAGACAUCAAAAUCUGCGACUUUGGCUUUGCCCAAAAGAUCACCCCGGCAGAGCCCCAGUACAGCAAAUACGGGUGCCCCGAGUUUGUGGCCCCCGAGAUCAUUGAGCAGACCCCUGUGAGCGAGGCCUCCGACAUCUGGGCCAUGGGUGUCAUCUCCUACCUGAGCUUGACCUGCUCUUCCCCCUUUGCCGGCGAGAGUGACCGCGCGACCCUCCUGAACGUGCUGGAAGGGCGGGUGUCCUGGAGCAGCCCCCCGGCCGCCCACCUCAGUGAGGACGCCAAGGACUUCAUCAUGGCCACCCUGCAGCGGGCCCCGCAGGCCCGGCCCAGUGCCGCCCAGUGCCUCGCCCACCCCUGGUUCCUGAGGUCUGUGCCCGCAGAGGACGCCCACUUCAUCAGCACCAAGCCGCUCAAGUUCCUGCUGGCCCGGAGCCGCUGGCAGCGCUCCCUGAUGAGCUACAAGUCGGUGCUGCUGAUGCGGGCCAUCCCGGAGCUGCUGCAGGGCUCGCCCGACAGUCCCUCGCUGGGCGUGGCUCGGCACCUGCACCGCGGUGACAGCGCCACCUCCAGCAGCUCCUCCUCGGACACCGAGCUGGCGCCCUUCGCCCGGGCCAGGUCAUUGCCACCCUCCCCGGCCACGCACUCCCCGCUGCUGCGCCCGCGGGGCUUCCUGCGGCCGUCCGCCAGCCUGCCCGAGGAGGCCGAGGCCGGCGCGCCUGAGGAGGCGGAGGCCCGCGCGCCCCCCAGCGCCGCCCCGGGCAGCGUGCCCCGGCACAGCAUCAUCUGCAGCCUGUUCCACCAGCAGGCGGGCGAGGGCCCCGAGCACGCGCCCCUGGCCCCUGGCGGCCGGCGCCUCCCGGCCCGGCGGCGCCACCUGCUCCAGGGCGGCUACUUUGCCCGUGGCCUACCUGGCCUGCGGGAGCCGCUGCUGGAGCACCACGUGCUGGAGGAGCUGGCUGCCCAGGAGGAGCAGGCCGCUGGGCUGCCGCCGGUCUGCAGCCGCUCCCUGGACCUCGAGGGGCCGUGUGUGGCCGGCCGCUCCGCUGGGAGCAGCAGCCCGGACUCCCAGGGCGCCCCAGGGUGCAGCGGGCCUGGAGGAGUCACUGUCAGGGGGCUGGAGCACGCGGUGGGGGCCCUGGGGCCUGGGCUGAUUUCUCCCACGGGUGGCACACCAGUGUCCACCCAGCGGGAAGGGCUGCCGCAGGACAGCUGCAGUGGCCAUGCCCAGCGGGGCCCUGCUCCCCCGAAGGGUGGAAGACCCCCUGGUCCCAGCUGCGUAGGCCAGUGCGCAGAGGCCCCCCUCCCCUCCCCAACCCGAGCGAGCCCCCCAAAGGGACUGAAGGAGGGGCCGGGGGACACGGCUCUCCCAGGCAGGCUCGGCCCCCCCAGCUCCCUAGGCCCUGGGGACACACAGCCCAGUCCCUCCCCAAAUGAGGACCUGGCCCCAGAGGCCGAGUCAGAACCGAGCCCCCCGAGGCCUCAGGAGCAGGCGACCACGCGCAAGUUCUCCCUGGGGUACCGCGGGGGCUACGCGGGGGUGGCGGGCUACGGCACCUUCGCCUUUGGCGGGGACGCUGGGGGCAUGCUGGGGCAGGGCCCGAUGUGGGCCAGGAUGGCCUGGGCCGCCUCCCAGUCCUCGGAGGAGCAGGACGAGCCGGGGCCCCAGCGCCCACCCGCGGCGGCCGCCUCGGGGCCCCCGCUCCAGGGCGGCGAGGGCCCCCCCGGCGUCUCCCUGGAGCCCAGCGCCUGGGAGGACUCUGACGAGGGCCCCCAAGUGUCCCUGGUGCAGAUCCGGGACCUGUCGGGGGACUCGGAGGCAGCGGACACCCUGUCCCUGGACAUCUCGGAGGUGGACCCCGCCUACCUGAACCUGUCCGACCUCUACGACAUCAAGUACCUCCCCUUCGAGUUCAUGAUCUUCAGGAAGGUCCCCAGGCCGCAGCGGCCACCCUCCCCCGAGUCUGAGGCCGGGGAGGAGCUGGCGGGGCUGCCGGAGCCCACGUGGCCUUGGCCGGGCACCCCUGCCAGCCUGGAGAUCAUGGAGGAGCCGGAGGACAUGGUGGCCCUGCUGGGGGAGCCGGUCGGCGCCCGGAAGCGCAGGUGGUCGCCCCCCGCUGAGGGCCUGCUGCCCCUGCCAGGGGGCCCCGAGUGGCCGGAGGAGCCGGUGGAGCAGGGGCUGCGUCAGCGGGUGUGGGCCUCGGUGGCCCACAUCUCCCGGCUCCUGCGGGGCAGGCCUGAAGGCCCCGAGGGGGAGCCGCCCCGGAAGAAGGCAGGUCUGGCUUCCAUCUGGCUGCCCGGCCUGAAGAGCAGGGACCAAGCACCGUCCUUCCUGCGAGAGCUCUCAGACGAGACGGUGGUCCUGGGCCAGUCCGUGACGCUCGCCUGCCAGGUGUCGGCCCAGCCGGCCGCCCAGGCCACCUGGAGCAAAGAUGGGGUUCCCCUGGAGAGCAGCAGCCGCCUCCUCAUCUCCUCCACACUCAAGAACUUCCAGCUGCUGACCAUCCUGGUGGUGGCCGCUGAGGACCUGGGCGUGUACACCUGCCACGUGCGCAACGCGCUGGGCACAGCGGCCACCACGGCCGCGCUCCGGAGGGCAGAGCGCCCCUCGUCCUCGCCGCGCCCCGACAUUGGAGAGGUGCAUGCUGACGGGGUGCUGCUGGUCUGGAAGCCCGUGGAGCACUGUGGCGCCGUGACCUAUACCGUGCAGUGCAGCCGCGAAGGCGGCGGCUGGAGCACCCUGGCGGCCGACGUGUCCGACUGCUGCUACCUGGCCCGCAAGCUGCCCCGGGGCGGUGCCUACGCCUUCCGCACGGCCUGCGUCAGCAAGGCGGGCAUGGGUCCCUUCAGCAGCCCCUCGGAGCAGGUGCUCCUGGGGGGGCCCCGCCACCUGGCCUCUGAGGACGAGAGCGGCCCCGCGCGACCAGCCGCACCGCUGCCCAGCACCCAGACCUUCGCCUUCCAGACGCAGAUCCGGAGGGGCCGCUUCAGCGUGGUGCAUCAGUGCCGGGAGAGGGCGAGCGGGCGGGCGCUGGCCGCCAAGAUCGUGCCCUACCGGCCCGAGGAGCGGGAGGCCGUGCUGCGGGAGUACCAGGCCCUCAAGGCGCUGCGCCACCCGCACCUGGCCCAGCUGCAGGCCGCCUACCUCAGCCCCCGGCACCUGGUGCUCGUCCAGGAGCUCUGCUCCGGCCCUGAGCUGCUCCCCGCCCUGGCCGAGAGGGCCUCCUACUCCGAGUCCGAGGUGAAGGACUACCUGUGGCAGAUGCUGAGCGCCGCCCAGUACCUGCACGCGCGCGGCAUCCUGCACCUGGACCUCCGGUCCGAGAACAUGAUCGUCACGGAGUACAACCUGCUCAAGGUCGUGGACCUGGGCAGCGCCCAGAGCCUGGCCCAGGAGAGGGUGCCGCCGCCGGAGGGCUUCCGGGACCACCUGGAGACGAUGGCUCCGGAGCUGCUGGAGGGCCGCGGUGCUGUCCCGCAGACGGACAUCUGGGCCAUCGGUGUGACCGCCUUCGUCCUGCUGAGCGCCGAGUACCCGGUGAGCAGCGAGGGCGCGCGAGACCUGCAGAGGGGCCUGCGCAAGGGGCUGAUCCGGCUGGGCCGCUGCUACGCCGGGCUGUCGGGGGGCGCCGUGGCCUUCCUCCGGAGCACGCUGUGCGCGCACCCCUGGGGCCGGCCAUGCGCGUCCAGCUGCCUGCAGAGCCCGUGGCUGACCGAGGAGGGCCCGGCCAGCUCGCCGCCCGCAGCCGUCGCCUUCCCCACCGCGCGGCUGCGCGCCUUCGUGCGGGAGCGGGAGCGGAGACGGGCCCUGCUGUCCCGGAGGCCGCGCCCCGCCCGCGCCCCGCCCGCACGGCCUCGCCAAUAA